Miscanthus lutarioriparius is the source of this 978-nucleotide messenger RNA. NCBI's taxonomy places the organism in Eukaryota, Viridiplantae, Streptophyta, Magnoliopsida, Poales, Poaceae. The record is from the annotation of a GenBank genome assembly.
AUGCCCACCAACACCCACACCAUUAGGUACAACACAGGCAAGAAGAGUUUGUUCAGUGUACACCUCAUGUCUGUCAAGUUUGAGGACCUGUACGAGUUCAUGGUGGAGGGCAAUGUGGAUGAUGUCAAUGUGCUGAACGAGGUGAGGGAGAGGAUCAGGGAGCAAGGCAGGGUGUGGUGGGCUCUGGAGGCAAGCAAGGGUGCAAAUUGGUACCUCCAACCAAAGAUUUCUUCAAAUGAGGGGGUGAUCAGUGUCACAUCACUCAAGUUGUCAGUGCUCACUAAUACAAUUACAUUGAGGAGGUUGAUCAGGAAAGGUGUGCCGCCGGUGCUGAGGCCAAAGGUUUGGUUAUCUGUGUCAGGAGCAGCCAAGAAACUGUCAACAGUACCAGAAACAUACUAUGACGAGCUAAUUCGUGCUACUGAGGGGAAGACCACGCCAGCCACAAGGCAAAUUGAUCAUGAUCUUCCUCGCACUUUCCCUUGUCAUCCUUGGUUGAACAGUGACAAGGGUCAGGCAUCUCUGCGACGUGUACUUGUGGGGUACUCAUUCCGUGAUUCAGAAGUUGGAUACUGCCAGGGUCUAAACUAUGUAGCUGCACUCUUGUUGCUUGUGAUGAAGACAGAGGAGGAUGCAUUUUGGAUGCUUGCUGUACUCCUUGAGAAUGUACUUGUCAGUGAUUGCUAUACUGACACUCUUUCUGGAUGCCAUGUCGAGCAGAGGGUGUUCAAAGAUCUCCUGGCUAAGAAGUGUCCAAGGAUUGCUGCUCAUCUUGAAGCAAUGGGGUUUGAUGUUUCACUUGUUGCUACAGAAUGGUUUUUGUGCCUCUUCUCAAAGAGCCUGCCUUCAGAGUUUCUGAUGAGCAUUCUUAGAUUUGAUAAAUGCUUGCUCCAGUCCUUCAGUCUGGCUCUUAGGGCCUUGAAUUUGGAAGAGAUGAGAACAAGGAUACCCCCAGAUGCUCCUACCGAGGGUACAUAA